UCUGUUAGUUCUGUCUGGUUCUGUAGCAUGUUCUGUGGUGUGGUGGGGCCGCGUGGGUUCAGAGCGCACGUGCUUGCCUUGCGCGCAUUUAUUCUAUGGUUGCGCGUUUGAUGACUAUGACAGGGGUAGCUAACUGCCAGUAAGUGACCUUUAUUUGCGCAUUAGUUCUGACUUUGCCCAAAACUACGCGGACACAGCAGAAGCUUUGCGGUCACGGUAUACCUGAUUUUCUUAGAAACUCCUGUGCGUUCUACUUUGUGCUUCAGUUGGUGCGUUUGUAUACGAACUGCAGCUGGCAUCAUGCCUGGGCAAAAACAAAUAUCAGCGUUUUUUAAGCCUCUAGCAGCAUCACCCAAACAACCCAACCGUCGGCUUUCCUCUGAAGAUGCGGAGCAACCAAUAAAAAAACUCAGAUCCGGAGGCAGUCCUGAGAACAAGGCAGUUUCCCCUGCCAUUGACAUUGAAAAGAAGCGUCUUAUGGCCAAAGUCAAGCUCCAGUCUCGUGCGACGCCUAUUGUUCCGACUGACAUAGGUUUAUCUUGGUUUGGCGCCCUUGAACAAGAGUUCUCGAAAGAAUAUUUUGUUAAGCUCAACAGUUUUGUGCAAGAAGAGCGAAGGAAAUAUACUGUGUACCCUUCACAUGAAAAUGUCUUCAGCUGGACGAAGUCUUGUGAGGUUAACAAGGUAAAAGUUGUCAUCCUUGGACAAGACCCUUACCACAACCCAGGCCAAGCUCAUGGCCUAGCAUUCAGUGUACCGAAAGGUGUUGCCAUUCCUAUGAGCCUUCUGAACAUGUACAAGGAGCUAGCGAAUGAUAUUCCUGGCUUUCAGCAGCCUUCACAUGGCAACUUGACUGGAUGGGCGCAGCAAGGUGUGCUGCUGCUCAAUGCUUGUCUGACAGUACGUAUGAACACACCAAACGCACACAAGGAUCAAGGCUGGGAAAACCUCACUGAUGCUGUUAUUCGCCACCUCAACAAGCAGUGCAGCAACCUGGUUUUCUUACUCUGGGGUGCCUACGCUCAGAAGAAAGGUUCCAUCAUUGAUAGGACAAAUGGUGCUGCUUCUGGAUGCCAGAGAAGAAGAAACACCAGGUUCUUCAGUGUGCUCAUCCUUCACCACUGUCAGCUUCACGAGGCUUUUUUGGCUGCCGCCACUUUUCUAAGGCCAAUGAAUACCUUACAAAGCAUCACAAGCAACCAAUUGACUGGAGCUGUUUGCCUUGACUUGUGCUUAGUGGUUCUUGCCAUGGAAGUAAUCGAGAAUGAAGGUUUCCAUUUCUGUGAUACAAGCAUGUAAACAUAAUUUCAUUUAUAUUGUGAUCACCAGUGCAAGAAACUGCCAUUUGCAUCUUCGAGCUUGUUUACUAGUGGUAUUGCUCACAGACUCCAAAUCCAUCAUGAAAAUGUUCUUUCUGCAGUGUGUGAAGUGCCAAAGAUAAGUACCUGUGCAUUAUUUCCAAGUGUGUCGACAGCACUUCUGCACAGCAAUGUUUUUAAAAAUGUGCCUUGCAAAAAAAUGGUGUUUUACUGGGGUUCUGUUUUGAAAAUUCUUGUCCUUUCUUACAUGCCUGGUCAGCCAUCCUGUAUCACAGAAGAUAUUUGGAUUAUUUCACUUACUAAUGUUCUUAUUGCCAUGUGUGACCACUAUUUGAAACCAGUUUCAGAAUGCAACUUGAAGAGUCACAUUUUUUUAUCAAGUUAGUGUAGCCAUUCAUUUUUGGUGCAAAGAAAUUAAUGCCCAAUAAAAGCUUCAAACAAUGA
Messenger RNA from Dermacentor silvarum, 1763 nucleotides. RefSeq names its product uracil-DNA glycosylase 2. Bases 301 to 1299 code for a protein of 332 amino acids. The transcript has 9 exons. Gene Ontology annotation, biological process: base-excision repair; base-excision repair, AP site formation via deaminated base removal. Gene Ontology annotation, molecular function: uracil DNA N-glycosylase activity. Gene Ontology annotation, cellular component: nucleus; mitochondrion. Lineage: Eukaryota; Metazoa; Arthropoda; Arachnida; Ixodida; Ixodidae. The record is from RefSeq and is a predicted model, not a curated record.